Molecule: messenger RNA, 1077 nt
Organism: Aspergillus nomiae NRRL 13137
Lineage: Eukaryota; Fungi; Ascomycota; Eurotiomycetes; Eurotiales; Aspergillaceae
Product: Hsp20/alpha crystallin family protein
Exons: 1
Coding region: 1-1077 (358 amino acids)
Biological process (GO): response to heat; protein complex oligomerization; response to salt stress
Source: RefSeq, a predicted model, not a curated record
AUGAGAUAUUCAUACCAUUUCCACCAGCCUCCCCAUGCCUGGGAGGUGGAUAUGUCUGUGCUAGAGGACCAUCCUUUCUUUGCUCACCACCAUCCCCCUCGGUAUGAGGACGUCUUUGAAAUAAGACAUGGGAAGCAUUUUGGAAAAGACAAGAUGCAUAAGGGAGGACACGCUAUGAGGAAUGAUGAAUUUCCUGGAAAGUUCAGAUUCGGGUUCGGUGGUCGUGGAGGUCGUCAUCCUCAUCCUCAUCAUCACCCGUAUGCAUUCGGGCUCCGUGGCCAUCAUGGCCGUGGGAAAUUUCACCCACAUCGCCAUGGACAUGGACAUGGACAUAAUUAUGACCCGGACCACGAGUCUGAACAUGCUUUCAACCCAUGGACUAAACAUGACAGAUCAGGCCCCAGCCACCCUGGCUUCCACCACAAACGAGGCGGGCCAGGUCCCCACGCCCACUCCCGGGGAAAGUUCCACCGAGGAGGGCUAGGACAUGGACGAGGCCCAGUAAACAGACACGGAAAGGGAAAAGGAUUCCAUCAUGUUAACAGCUUGCACCACAUGCACCCUCUCAUGCGUGCACAUCGUCACUACUCACCAGAAACAGCCAGUUUCACGCCUCCAGUGGACGUCUUCGUUACCGCUACCCAGACUGUUGUCCAUGCGUCGCUCCCAGGAGCUCAAAAGUCAGAUGUGAGUGUUGGAUACGACGCCUCGCGCUCGAUGCUUCGUAUCGCUGGUGUUGUGCACCGACCUGGUGUGGACGAGGAAAUGCAUCGGGCUUUGUUGGUUGGGGAGAGAGGACGUCAUUUGGGGGUGUUUGAGAGGGAGAUUCCGGUCUCUCAUGAAGUGGUGGUUGAUGGGGUUCAGGCGCGACUGGAAGAUGGUGUUUUGAAAGUUGUGUUGCCUAGGGUUGAGGGGGAGGAGGUUCUAAAUGGGAGUGAGGUGGAGGUGGAGAUGGUGAAUGCUGACAGGGAGUUGUCGACUCCUACUGGGUCUCAUACUGAAGGGGAGGAUGAAGAAGAACAUGAGGGUGAGGAUGAGAAGGUUGAAAAGGAAUUUGUCAAGGUGGAUAUUCAGUGA